Messenger RNA from Jaculus jaculus (lesser Egyptian jerboa), 2297 nucleotides. Its product is annotated as tripartite motif-containing protein 34. Bases 355 to 1794 code for a protein of 479 amino acids. The record is from RefSeq and is a predicted model, not a curated record. Gene Ontology annotation, molecular function: protein binding; zinc ion binding. The transcript is spliced from 8 exons. NCBI's taxonomy places the organism in Eukaryota, Metazoa, Chordata, Mammalia, Rodentia, Dipodidae.
UCUUGCCGAUACAGCGGAGUACCAGACUAGCUAGCCUGCAAGCCUCAGGUGAUCCUGGCUCCACUUCCCGCUGCAUAGGUGUACUGGAAUCACCACUGUGUACCUGGUUUUAUGUGGGCGCAGAAGAAUUGAACUCAGAUUUGGUCUGCUUGUUGUUGGACCUCCAGCGCUUUCCCCUGUCACCCACGUGGAUGAGUUCUCUCCAGCCAUUGUGAUUCAUUCUGUGCUCCGCAGAAGCUCUUGUCUGGUGGAUUUGCCUCUGUGGACGGCUAUACCAUCCUUUUACGGUCUACCUAAUCAUCUAGCCGUCUGUAAGUAAGAGUGAGGACAGGAAGAACCCAGAGAACAGUUACCAUGGCUGCAGCAGUCCUCAUGGAGGAGGCCACAUGUCCUAUCUGCCUGGAGCUUUUGACAGAGCCCGUGAGUCUGGACUGUGGCCACAGCUCGUGUCGAGCCUGCCUGUCCACGCAGAGCAUCGGCCCCGCCAGGAAAACCAGCUGCGCUGUGUGUGGUACCCGGUGCUCAGCUGAGAACCUGGGGGUGAAUCGGCCCCUGGCAGGCAUAGUAGAGAGACUCAGGGAGGUCAGGAUGAGGACUGACACUGAAAAGAAGGAAGACUUGUGUGUACGCCAUGGGGAGAAGCUGCUUCUCUUCUGUGAGGAAGACAGGAAGGUCAUCUGCUGGCUCUGUGAGCGUUCUCGGGAGCAUCAUGGCCACCAUACCUACCUCCUGGAGGAGGUAGCCACAGAGUGUCAGGAGAAGCUUCGGAGUGCUCUCGAGAGACUGAGGAGGCAGCAGCGGGAAGCUGAGCAACUGGGAGCUGACAUCAGAGAAGAGAGGAUUUCUUGGCAGGUUCAAAUACAGACUGAGAGACAAAGGAUACAAACAGGAUUUAACCGGCUUCGAAGCAUCCUAGACAGCGAGGAGCAGAGAGAGCUGCGGAGACUGGAGGCGGAGGAGCGGAAGAUCCUGCACAGCCUGGCAGAGGCCGAGGCCGAGCUGGCUCAGCAGAGCCGGGUGGUGACCGAGCUCAUUGAGGAUCUGGAGCGCAGAGGCCGGUGGUCGCCGAGGGAGCUGCUCCAGGAUAUGAGUGGGAUCAUGAAAUGGAGUGAGGUCUGGACACUGAAGAAACCAAAGGCUCUUCCCAAGAAACUGAAGACUGUAUUCUGUACCCCCGACCUGAGCGGCAUGCUGCAAAUGUUUCGAGAGCUAACAGAUGCCCGGAGCUACUGGGUGGACAUCACAUUGAGUCAGGACAACCUAAAUCUGGAUCUCAUACUUUCUGAAGACCAGAGACAAGUGACAUGCGUGCCAAUAUGGCCAUAUAACUGUUGUAAUUAUGGUAUCUUAGGGUCCCAGUACUUCUCCUCAGGGAAACAUUACUGGGAAAUAGACGUGUCUAAGAAGACUGCCUGGAUCAUCGGAGUAUACUGUAGGAAACGCUCUGCAAAGUCUUGUGUUAGACAAGGCAAAAGACUCCCAAAUGUUUACUCCAGAGGCAGACCCCAAGAUGACUACUGGGUUCUGUGGCUACAGAAUGAAACCAAGUUCGGUGCCUUCGCGAACUCUGUUACUUUCAAUCCUAUAGUUGUAACCCUCUAUAUGGCGAUCCCUCCCCAACGGGUGGGGGUUUUCCUCAACUAUGAAGCAGGCACUGUCUCCUUUUUCAAUAUCACAAACCAUGGGUCCCUUAUCUACAAGUUCUCUAAUUGUGGCUUUCCUCAGCCUGUGUAUCCGUAUUUCAGUCCCUGGAACUGCCCGGCCCCCAUGACCCUGUGUCCACCGAGCUCUUGAAAUUUCUUUAUCAUAAUUUCUUGAAAAGUCACUUGUGCUUGAGAUGCCCAGCACAUCUGGCUUGAAUUAGGAAGAGAUGCUUAUUUUCAUAUGGACUCUUUUUAAUCUUCUCAAUGAAAGAUAGCUAAUUCAGCAGACUAAAGAUGGCGUGAUGUUGGUAGAACAACCGUGCCCUGCUAUUUCUCCACAUUGCCCUUUCCCACCAAAGACAUACAGUCACCCUUCCCCUUCCCCGUUAUGUAAGACAGUAAGAAUCACCUCCCUGACCAUCAAUAAUUUAAUGAGUCUUUGAAAAUAUGCCACUUUCCCCAGGAUACCCAGGUUCAUCAGGGAGCGAAGAACAGGAAAAUGCAAGUAACAGACAUACCUAGAGAAAAGAGUAACCUCUGGAGUGUUUUGAGUUCAAAUCCUGUUACUUCUUUUAUAAGCUAUGUAAUGGUAACAUUUUUAAAAUGCAAAUUGGGAUUUAAAACUACACCUUAUCAAUAAAUCUAAAAUGCCCA